AUGCCGCGCGGUCCCAAUCCCUUUUUUGUUGUCGGCGCCAUGACGAGUCGCCCGGUCACACGGUCAGCGUGGAAACCUCGGGACUGCCAGAAGGAGUCAAUGAUCAGGACGGCCGCCUUCAUUAUGCUACUUGACAGCCAGUUUGUAGUAUGUCUACGCUCUCCUCCGAUGAUCACGAUCGCAGAAUCAAAGGCAGACUUGCCCUGCAACGAGCUCCUGUUUGCCAACUACUAUUCGUCAUCAUGCGCCAACACCCCACGGUCACCUUCCGUCCCCGAGGUGAUCGAUCUCCUCAUGAAUGGUGCCCGGGACGGACCAAGCCAUCCCGCACUCAACAACCUUGGUAUUUUCGGGCAUUUUACUGUUAUAGCUGGUCUGUAUCCACACCCCGCAGAAACCUUGAACCGUAUUACCAAGACUCAUGGUUUCCCAGGGCUGCACGUGAUGCAGCGGUGUUUCGACAACGACGCCGUCCACCGAACCCGCCAGGUGCCCCUCGAACUGGACUUUGGCGUUCGCGAUGCCCUCCGUUGGGGAACGAGGAACGGUGCGGAAGCCGUAGGAAUGCUGGAUCGAAUCGGCACCUUGACACCCGGCAAACAGGCCGAUGUGGUCCUCAUCUCCCCCAAGCGCGCGCUGAGCGCAUCGGCGUAUCCCCUUGCGACGGCGGUUCUGCACUCCAGCCCGGCCGAUGUGGACACUGUUAUGGUAAAGGGGGAGGUUCGCAAACGCGACGGCCAUCUGGUCGGACACGACAUCGCGGACAUUCGCCUCAAGGCCAAGGCCGGGCUACAACGGAUCAUGGAGAACGUGGAAAGGAUGCGACCUGAGAUGACAAUCGAAGGGAUUCGUCAAUAACUUCUGGAUGCAGAGAAUUUGACUCGUUCUAACCUGGCCAAAGCCCAUUUUGGCGAAAAGACGAGGGGAGAUUGGAUGAGGCAAAGAUAGGCUGGCUCCGGC
Molecule: messenger RNA, 960 nt
Organism: Aspergillus brunneoviolaceus CBS 621.78
Lineage: Eukaryota; Fungi; Ascomycota; Eurotiomycetes; Eurotiales; Aspergillaceae
Product: composite domain of metallo-dependent hydrolase
Exons: 3
Coding region: 1-858 (285 amino acids)
Molecular function (GO): hydrolase activity, acting on carbon-nitrogen (but not peptide) bonds
Source: RefSeq, a predicted model, not a curated record